UCACAUCAGGCACACAGUUGUGUACGAAGUUGGUGCUGGAAGAACGUGUAUUAUCUGUGAUAGAAAUUAUGGAAGAUUUAGGAUUUGGAUUAUUUGAUGAUCUAAACGAAGAGCCGGAAGCGGAAAAUAAUGCACCGGACCUGUCAAAAAUAAUAUCUGAUUGUUAUCGAAUGAGAAGCGACGGUACUGCACUUCACAGAGCCAUCCGAAGAGGCCGCGAGGAAGAGAUUGAAGCGCUUCUGCAGGCGUACCAAAAUGAUUUCAACAAGAUUCGUGACUAUCUAGUGAAAAAGCUGCAGUGGAAUCCGGAUGAUAAAAUUUGGUUGAGGAGAAAUAAUUUGAUUGCAGUCGGCGAAGAUGUUUGCAAAAAAUGUAAGGAUUUGGAGAAAUGUUCAGGGGAGUGUUCUAACUUUGAGCUGGCAAUUUUCGUAUUACUCAAAAGUCCCAUCGACGACGAAGAAGUGGCCAUACUCCAUCCAACGGACAACAAUCGACUGGGUUUGUUUCGCAUGAUAUGGACACUCUUACCUAAUGGUUGCCUUUCGUGGGACUACCCUGGACUUCAGACGGAUCCCAAUGGAACGCAACAGACCUACGUUGAAGCGGCUGCUUCGUAUGGCAAGCAUGAAUUGAUCACAAAGUUCUAUGAGCUCGGAGCCGCACUUGGUGUCCCAGGUCAUAAUGCGCUGGUGGCCGCCUGUUUUGCCCUUCGAGAAAACACGAUUCGGUGGUUACUAACAGAGCAUUUCGAUCAUUUUGAUUUUACCCAACGAAAUACAUCGGAAAUGAACGGCUUUCACAUUUUACUACAGAGAAACAAAGUCGAACUUAUGGAUUACGUGCUGCAGAAGAUGAUCUGUUAUAGGACAAAGUAUUUUGAUGAAACUGAAUCGGACGCUUUCAAUCGGAUAUUUCACUAUGAAGAAUACGACAAUCUAUCAACAUUGACACUGGUUGGGCAAGGACCUGCUCGAAAAAAAGUUGAGGAAUACAUCGUGAAAUAUAAUUUAGACUUAUCCUACCAAAAGAAACAUGUUACCAUUCUGAGAUGCCUUUUGGGUGGAAAGUUAGCCUUGGAUUAUUGUUGGGAAAUGAUUCGUCGCAAUCCCAAUCUACUCGGCCUGGUCGUGUACGGUCAAAGCACAAUCCUACACGCGUGUAUUGAGCAAGGCUAUCUGGAUAUCUUGAAGGAGAUGUACGCCAGUCAUCCUGAAGUUAAACAAUAUUUUGAAACUGAUGGCGGUUUCACUUGCCUGGAAGAAGUUCUGUACAAAAAAUGUCGUGACACAACUAUGUUCAUUCUCGACAAUCAUAGGGAUUUCUUCUUGAAAAAUUUGGACAAAGCGAGAGAUGAAGUCAUUUUGUGUAUGUACAAUACACAAGAUUUUUACGAAGCUAACGGGGAGCUGCUGGUAAAGUAUUUUCCUUCGCUCAAGACUGAUUUAGAUGUGAAAAGUUCUAAGGGACCGGAGUUUCACCCUGGUCAAGAUUUCCAGAUAGCAUUCAAGAAGUAUAACUUGCAGUUCAAAGAUUCAACAAUCAUGUCUGAAGAUCCCACACAAUCGCUGAGCGCUAUCAGAGGCUCCGGAGGCUUAUCACUUCUGCAUUACGCGGUGGACAGGAAUGACACAAAAAUGUUUCAAAACUUGUUGGAUGCUGGAUGUGACAUUGAUGCUGUUGAUGGAGAAGGAAACCACAUAAUCCACUUUGUUCAAAGUAUCGAAAUGCUUGAUCUUGUCAUCGGAAAACACCCAGAAGGCCCAUCCUUAGUACACCGAACCAACUCCCAUGGUCAAACAGUGCUUCAUAGAAUAUUCUCCUUUUCAUUGGAUUUCGAUCCCUUGAACGCCUUGAUGGAGAAAAUAAUAUCCUACGGCGCAGAUGUCAACAAGGUAGACCAAAGUGGCGAGUCAAUUGCCUUUCUGAUCGUAAGCGAUGACCAGCUAGAUAUUUUAAAAAAAUACAACCUUAACCUGGAAGUGUUGAACUGUGCAGGCGAAACAGUGCUGGAAAGACAUCUGAAGUACAAGAAUGUCUAUUUGGCACGGAAGCUACUGUCUCUUCUACACGAACGACCUUCAUUCAAGGAUCACGCCCACAAGUACUUGGAACCGUUCAUGUACAGCAAUCGCGAUUUCUUCAGCUGCGAUUAUCAACCCUUCCUGGAGGCAAACCCUGAGACCACAAAAAUGAUUUUCGAUUCGGUUUAUCGCAACUCGCGGGAAGAAGCCUCGCGACUGUUCUGCAGAGCGUGUGGAAGUGCUCACAUCUUCAUUACGGAGAAGUUCCUGGAAUUUGAUUAUGACCUGGACUACAACUACCGGGAUCUGGAUGGUUACACUCCAAUAAUGGGGCUUCUUAGCUAUAUGGAGGAGCCGAACAUGCACUUGGUUGAGAAAGUUAUUGCAAAGGGUGUUGAUUUGGGAAUACGGAACAACUGGGGAAUGGAUACGCUGCAGAAGUUUGUCGAUAGAUUUGGAUCUGCAAAAUGGUAUGGCCAUGGCACUGCUACAGUGAAAUUGCUGAUUGAUCACGGUGCCGACGUCAAUAGCAUCGAUGAUGAAGGAGGAAAUACUGCUUUGCAUUUUGCGUUCCGAAACAACGACUUUGAAUUGGCGGAAGUUUUGAUGCAAAAUGGAGCGAAUUUGCUGGUGAGAAAUAAGGAGUCUAAAAUACCAGUGGAAAUGGUUGCAGGGAGGAUUUUUGAAUUAAUAAACUUUAUGAGCUGA
This is a messenger RNA of Armigeres subalbatus, 2729 nucleotides long. RefSeq lists its product as uncharacterized. The record is from RefSeq and is a predicted model, not a curated record. NCBI's taxonomy places the organism in Eukaryota, Metazoa, Arthropoda, Insecta, Diptera, Culicidae. The transcript has 2 exons. Gene Ontology annotation, molecular function: protein binding. The coding region runs from base 69 to 2729 and encodes 886 amino acids.